Molecule: messenger RNA, 1848 nt
Organism: Penicillium malachiteum
Lineage: Eukaryota; Fungi; Ascomycota; Eurotiomycetes; Eurotiales; Aspergillaceae
Product: Lectin C-type domain protein
Exons: 2
Coding region: 1-1848 (615 amino acids)
Source: RefSeq, a predicted model, not a curated record
AUGUCGGUCUCUUAUGAUUCAGUUGAUACUCUUAAGAAUGCAACUUGGGUGGCUGUCUUAUUGAGUGAACGAGAUGUCGCGGCACAGAUUCCAAUCAACUUCAUCACCAAUCCCGCGGUGUCAUUGUCAUCUGCGUGCUUUGGAGCUGGCCUUUAUGAUAGAAAAGAGGCUGCAAAAUGUAUAUCCAACUUGCUCUCAGUCGGAUACCGACGUUUAAUAGCCGACAUAUAUUGGUCGGUGGAACGCAGGACGUGGACCUUUUGCCCUGUUGAAGUCCCUGCAAGGGCUGAUGUGACUGUUUCGGCAUACACGUCGACGAUCACCAGCUCGUCUAUGACAUCUACAGUUACCGCUAUUGACACUGACACUGCUACGGCGACAUCAACAACGGAUGCCGCGGAUGCUAUGGUCACGGGUUAUCAAGACUCUUACGGUGACAUGAUCUAUGAGAUUGGACCAUACAGAUGCACUCAAAGUCUGGAUUUGUACUCAUUGGUAGAGGUCCUCGUUGGAUAUUUCCAAGACACCUCUUCUGAGUUGGAAGUAUAUAUGAAUUGGCUAGUGUUGAAUCUUCAUGUUGCAGGCAGUGAUUCCGCACCCACGGAGCCGGCAUCUGCAGUAACAGGGAAUGAUCUACCAACAUCUCAGACGGAACGCCCGGGAUCAUUCUUUGGGGUUGAACUACGAGACUACAUAUAUACUCCGUCUCAACUGGCCAAGGAUCGCAGUAAUUUAAACGAAUCGUGGUAUGAGGUUGACGAGGAUUAUAUGCCCAUCGUGGAGUAUUACACCAUUAAUAAAGACAACGAAGGCCAACAAAGCACUCCAGAUGGAUGGCCAUCCGCCAAAUACAUUCAGUUUAAAAGGUCCGAUCGAAUUCUGGUCGAGUAUGGGACGGUUGAUCCGCAACUGGCCGAUUAUAAUCUGACUCAAGAUGAGGACAGCAUCUUCGGUCUGAAUUAUAUGACUGACAGUGUGAAAACAUCUGUCUCUAAGAAUGGGACUUUGACUUCAGGCUGUUUAUAUGAACUGGGUGCUACCGCUGUAUCCCAAGCGAACUCGUCAUGGGCAACUAGUCGCAUUCCUGUUUCUGAUGAACAAUCCACAGACGGCACCAUGGGGCAAAUGACAGAUGUUAUCUCUAAUAUGCUAGCCUGCGGCAUGUCCCCGAUGCUCAACGACACCCUUUUUAACCAAAGUGCCGAUGCCAACAUUGAUUAUUAUCGAAAUGUCUCGCUUUCUUCGGGUUGGGCCUGGGCAAUCGGAGAGCCGCAGGGCGCAGCAACUGGUGGCGGUUCAGAUGGCAUACCAGCAUUUGAUCGCUGCGCAAUUAUGGAUUUGACGCUGGCAGGCCACUGGCGUUCAACCAACUGCAGUGACGUUCGCCGCGGUGCUUGUCGAGUAGGCAAUUCUCCGUACUCGUGGACUCUGACCAAUGCAACGGCCAACUAUUGGGAUAUCUCGAUCCAUUGCCCGCCAGGCUCAAGUUUUGCUGUACCACGCACCGCGCUUGAAAAUACCUAUCUCUAUAAAUUUCUUUCCGAUGAGUCUUCGUCUAUCCUAGAUGCGACCUCUACCGACCCUGCUUAUCGUGAAGUCUUGCUCGAUUUCAAUUCGAUUGAUGUCACUUCUUGCUGGGUUACCGGUGGACCUGACGCAUCUUGUCCAUACGCAUCUGAUCCACAGCAGCUUGAACGGAGGACAGUCAUUGUUGCAGCUGCUGCCUCGGUCGUCGUUUGUGCUAUCUUCGCCUUGACUGUCUUCAUCAAGUGUAAUGCCAAUCGGCGAAACUCGCGACGUCGAAAGCGUGUCAUUGAAGGUUGGGAAUAUGAAGGUGUUCCCUCUUAA